Molecule: messenger RNA, 1112 nt
Organism: Salvia splendens (bonfire salvia)
Lineage: Eukaryota; Viridiplantae; Streptophyta; Magnoliopsida; Lamiales; Lamiaceae
Exons: 7
Coding region: 681-1046 (121 amino acids)
Source: RefSeq, a predicted model, not a curated record
GCAGUGGCGCUAUGCUGUCAAUACAAUCUGCCUCGUGGGUUUUCCACGGUCUUCUAGAUCAACCCCAGCAAGAAAAUUAUCACUUUUAGCUGUGUUACUUUCUCUCAUGGUGUGUUUGUUGGUUACAUUAACAUUGGGACUGGUGUUACAGCUGAGAGAAGAGAAACUUCCAUAGAGGAUCAGGCAUUAAGCAUCAACUUGUUACUCACCUUACGCUGGGCAUUGCUUUACGAGCUGUUUUAGAUGCUUUGAGGAAGCCUGAAGAUUCAAAAGUUUGUUCCUUCCUAGGUUAUCAGUUAAUGUUAUUAUUGAGAAUUUCAGUCUGACCAUGGCUUUAUGACAUUCAUAUGUUUUUCUUUGGGACUGAGGCAUUGGAGCAGUUUGUGGACUGUCUCAUUGGGUGGUCACAGUACUGCGAUCUUAUCAUGCACUUUGUAGCAUUUAUAGAGAGGGCACUUCAUAAGAUUUCAGCUGCUCAUACUGAACCUGAUUUAGAGGGAACCUUUAGCUGCAAUCUUUCUAUUCCCUCAUGGAGAGUUUGUAUCUGGCUGGUGCUCGUCUGACCCUCUAGUUUCUGAAGAGGAUGCAUCAUUAGACUAUUGUACCUCGAUCCUCUUAUGCUGAUCAGAGAACUUCGUUGUUGAAUAAAGUGAUUGCAAACCUUCAUUGCUUUGUUCCUGAUGUAUGCCAGGAUGAGAAGGAUCUGUCAACAAAUUCAUUCGGUUCAUAUAGAAGGACUAUCAGAAACUGUCAGAUGGAUUCUUUUCUCUACUUCAGAGCUGACAGAGUAUCCACAAUUAGCAAGAACUUAUGGAAUAAGCGUCAUAAAAAGGAGUUUUAAUGCAGAAAAGGAAGGUACGAAGCUUCAGGAUCAGUCAUUAAGCAUCAACUUGUUACUCACCUUAUGCUGGGCAUUGCUUUACGAGCUAUUUCAGUUGCUCAUACUGAACCUGAUGUUGGCCAUAGUUCCAAUACUAAUCACCGACCCGGUCUUAUUCAAUCUUCUGCUCCACAGAUUGAGAUUGCAGGCUCACCAUUUUCUCUGAUCGGACCCGGCAGCAUAUUGUCUGGAUUAGCAAUUCCCUCUUUGAGAUCCCACUACAGCAGAGACC